Haliotis rufescens (red abalone) is the source of this 937-nucleotide messenger RNA. RefSeq lists its product as uncharacterized. The transcript has 4 exons. NCBI's taxonomy places the organism in Eukaryota, Metazoa, Mollusca, Gastropoda, Lepetellida, Haliotidae. The coding region runs from base 27 to 440 and encodes 137 amino acids. The record is from RefSeq and is a predicted model, not a curated record.
UCUCACUUCGACGGUCAUGUCAAUACAUGGACAACAUGGGAGAGGUCGAGGAGCGGAAGGAUGUCACUUGUGGCCGAUUUUCCUUGUUCGGCUUCAUGGUUGGAUGCCACAUGCUGGUGUUAGGUCUGGUUUAUCACAAGGACUGUCCAACUGACCUGAGUGUGGCGUGGUACAUGAUCUGUGAAGGGCUUCUGGUACUUGUCAUAGCUAUCAUGUACGGACUAAAUUCUAAAAAAGUCAAAGAUGAAACACAAUAUUGCCUUUGUUUCGCAAUGAUUCUCACAGCUGGGAUCAUCUGCGGCGGUUUCGGUGGCUACCAGUUCUACUACUUUCCAUGUCAGAAAGGAAUUCUGUACUGGUGUGCUGUUGGGUUUUAUGUUCCAGUGUGUAUAAUCUUGAUAACAAUAACUUCAUGGACUGUGUGUCCAUGUUGUCGGUGAGAGUUUUCCCUCAAUAUAACACCCCAGGGGGUUGAUGGGAGCAGAGAGUUGGGCUCUGACAGACCUGAUAGACAAGCACAGGUUGAGUUUAUUUGGAUGGAGUACCCAACCAGGGGAGAUAACUCCAAUCUUCACUUCAAUAACGUGUGCCCCAGACAUGGAAGAGAAGCUGUUCACUGGCUGAGCGAAUUACCCUGGGCUUUGAUGCCAAAGAGUGAGAGAGUAUGGUUUUACACAACUUUUAGCAACAUCACAGGUGGGGACACAAGAAAUGGGCUUCACACCUUGUAUCCAUGUGGGAAAUCAAACCCAGUUUUCAGCGCUAUGAGCGAAUGCUUUAACCACUGGGCUACCCCACUGCCUCUGAUGUCAAGGAUAAAGACAACAUAUUAAUUGUUACAGUUGAAUUUGAGUACUUGAAUCUGGGUCCAGUUUUGAGAUGCGAGUACUGGAGUUCAGAGCCCUAACAUGGUGACUGACUAUUUAAUUAUUUUAUU